UCUAAAAAAAAACAUAUUUAUAUGAUUGGCACGCUAUUUUCGAACUCGCAUACCUUGGAAAACCCAAAAUUAUCAGCUCCAAAUGAAUCGUAUUUCGUAUUCUUCGCGUCGCCAGGCGAUGGAUGUCUUCAAUGGAGACCCCUUCAAAAUUCACUCUUACAACUUUCGCUAUGCCGACAAGCCAUUUUAUCCGGUCCAGAACUACCAAAGAUCUCCGCCCACAGCUCCGCCGGCACUGCCGAAGAAGGCCUCCUUCCAGACCUUCUACCAAAAUCCCAGAUUCAGCCAGGAUCCCGAGUACAUUCCGGCAAAAAGGAGUCCACACCCUAGCUCGUAUAGGCGUCGACUUCUGCAGGAAUCAAUGGAUAUGUCCUUCGGAUCUUCGGUGCCAACGCCGGAUAGGCAAAGUGUACCGGUGGCUCCGCAGACGAAGCGUUCACCCACCGCCACGGAUUCCCCGCAUCUCAGGACCUGCUGUCAAAGUGGUCGGUACGAGGCUAUGAGACGGGGUCCGAGCAUUACGACUUUGUAUCAGAGUAGCAGUAAUCUCCUGCGAUCAGCUGGUGGCGGUGCCCUUCCUACUUCAACCACCACCUUCUCCAGGAACUCCAACACCCAUCUGCAGAGCAGAAGAAGCGGUUGCGGGAUCAGCAUCAAUAUCUGCAGUGCGGAUUCGCAAUCCGAGAUGGACAACAAUGUGAGCAUCGAAAUCGCAACGGAUGCCUAUCUGCUGAACAAUACGGAUAAGGUGAGGAUUAAGUCGCAGCCAGUGCGCUGUACUCCCAGAUCCAGCGGCACCUUCGGCAUCGACAAGCGACUGUCCAAGUUCAAUGUGAGCGAGACGAAACCGCGGACGAGUCCGGAAUGGGAGCUCCGGCAGAGAGAAAAGGCACGGGAAGUGGCGCGGCAACGAGAACGCGAGCGGGAUCGACAACUCCUGGAAGACCGACGCUUGGAGCAGGAGAGGGAGCUUCAGGAGGAGCGGGAGCGUGCUCGCCAGCGGGAGCGAGAUCGUGAGCAGCUCCGCCAGUUGGAGCGCCUGCGGGAUGAGGAGCGUCUCAUAGAAUUGGAAGUGGAGCGCGAGAGGCAGCGCUUGCGGGAGCUGGAGCGUGAAAGUCAGCGGAACAGAGAAAUCGAACGGUUGUGUGCCCUCCAGGAGCAAGCGCGUCGGGAGCAACUGGAGCUACUGUGUCAAGAGCCAAUAAAUCCCCCACCGCCGGUGCCAAUGACCUCGCACUUGUACACCACGACCUCCGAUGAUCGUUUGCCCGGAAUGGCCUUUUGUGACUUAACGUCUCGAAGGUCUCGGAGAUUGGCGACUUCAACGGAGAAUCCUUCCAGAUCGAAGGCAAGACGGAAGACUAGAGUUAAUCAGGAUGCUAGAAGUGUCGCAUCCGCAACCCGUUCACUUACUCCCCCGCCGAUCCUUACCCGCAAUAGCAGCUCCCCUUCACAGACUGAUCCGUGUACUCCCACCUCCCGUUCUUCCUCUGUAAAUCGGAGGUCAAACCCCGGCUCCAGUCGUAGUUUUACACCCGUUUCCAAUCCCCCGCGUAGUGCUUCGCCUACCGUCCCAAGAAAUCUUGAUCGCAGUAGUUCGGGAACUUCAAAUGGCAAUGUCCAUGUCACAGUGACCACUACCGGGAGACGGAGCAACUGCAGCAUGAGGCGUUCAUCCAAUGCCCGGGUUAGUGAGCAAAAACAGCUGAAUGGAAACCAAACCUGCGUCACGUGUCUGAAUAAUAUGCCCAUUAGGAUAACCACUUCCCGAUCCAGGGAUACGGAUCUAGCCUUUAGUCUGAACCAUGUGCGUAUGAGAGCAUCUUCACCAGCGCCACGGGAAAGGAGCAGCAGUCAGGAAAGCCAAGAUUCCUGUCAGGUUAACAUCAGCGUGUGUGCGGAUAAACUGCGUUUGAUGCGUUUGUAAUAAUAUAGGGGAAAUUGGGGGAUUAUAUGCGUGAUUUUUGGGACAGAUCAUCUCUAGAAAAUAGGGUUAGGAUGUCCCAGAAGCCGCACAUAUGCUCCCCUAACUUCUCUAUAUUAGACUAGCCCCAAAAUUAGUUGUAUCAUCGCUGUUAUUUGACUUUUAAAUGUUCCUAACUAAACUAAAUCCCAAAAUGAUAUUCCAAACUAA
This is a messenger RNA of Drosophila yakuba, 2134 nucleotides long. Its product is annotated as stress response protein NST1. The record is from RefSeq and is a predicted model, not a curated record. The transcript has 2 exons. NCBI's taxonomy places the organism in Eukaryota, Metazoa, Arthropoda, Insecta, Diptera, Drosophilidae. The coding region runs from base 83 to 1927 and encodes 614 amino acids.